Molecule: messenger RNA, 1257 nt
Organism: Lasiodiplodia theobromae
Lineage: Eukaryota; Fungi; Ascomycota; Dothideomycetes; Botryosphaeriales; Botryosphaeriaceae
Product: ATPAse family AAA domain-containing protein 1
Exons: 4
Coding region: 1-1257 (418 amino acids)
Cellular component (GO): mitochondrial outer membrane
Molecular function (GO): ATP hydrolysis activity; ATP binding
Source: RefSeq, a predicted model, not a curated record
AUGACGAGCCAAGGAUGGAAGAAGUACUCGUACCUGGGCGAUCUGCUGAUGAUCACGGCCGCCCCAGUGUUGAUGUACUUCGUUGUCCGCAACCUCCUCUCCAAGCUCGAUCCCGACGCCUCCUCCAAGGAAGAAGCCCGCCAGAAAUCCAUCGCCGCCAACCGCAAGCUGAAGGGUAUACUCGCCCGGCAAGAAGACGAAGAGGAUGAGGAGCAGGACAGCAUCAGGCAGCGGCUGCACCGCGAUGAGCUGGUGCUCACGCCCUACGAGCAGUCCAUUGCCAUGGAAGUCGUCGCGCCCGAAGAGAUACCCGUCUCUUUCGAAGAUAUCGGAGGAUUGGAGGAUAUUAUCGAAGAGCUCAAGGAGUCUGUCAUCUAUCCUCUGACACUCCCCCACCUCUACGGCCAUACCUCUUCGUUGCUGUCCGCGCCGUCGGGCGUGUUGUUGUACGGCCCGCCGGGCUGCGGAAAGACUAUGCUUGCCAAGGCGCUUGCGCACGAAAGUGGUGCUUGCUUCAUCAACCUGCACAUCUCUACCUUGACUGAGAAGUGGUACGGCGACUCGAAUAAGCUGGUCAGCGCCGUCUUCUCGCUCGCCCGCAAGCUCCAGCCCACCAUCGUUUUCAUCGAUGAGAUCGACGCUGUGCUUGGACAAAGGCGAAGCGGCGAGCACGAGGCUAGUGGAAUGGUCAAAGCCGAAUUCAUGACCCACUGGGACGGUCUUGCAUCUACUAAUGCCGCUGGCAUGCCACAGCGCAUUUGCAUUCUGGGCGCCACCAACCGCAUUCAAGACAUCGACGAGGCAAUCCUCCGCCGCAUGCCCAAGAAAUUCCCCGUCUCUCUCCCGUCGGCCCACCAACGCCGCGGCAUCUUCAAGCUGAUUCUGAAGGACACCAAAAUCGACCGCGCAAACUUCGACCUUGACUAUCUCGUCCGAGUCUCGGCAGGCAUGAGUGGCAGUGACAUCAAGGAGGCCUGCCGUGACGCUGCCAUGUGCCCCGUCCGCGAGUUUAUCAAAGAGCGCAAGAAGCGCGGGGAUCCGCUGCGUGGUGUGGAUCCGGAAGAGGUGAGGGGGCUGCGCACCGGAGAUUUCUUGGGAAGGAAGGGUACGGUGCAUUCAAUGCAUGACCCGGAAAAGGCGGGGGCGAUCCCCGAGGCAGAGAGUGUUGAUGGAGACAGCUCCAGCGACGAUGUUGGUAAGAUCGAAACAGCCUCGAGCUCGCCGGCCGAAGAGGAAUACGUUGCGCCUGUAAGGUGA